AUGUCCCGCUCGUACGUGACGCCAUCGCAGCAUCGGCACCUGCGCGCGUGCAUGGUGUGCAGCUUCGUGCAGCCGGCCAACAAGUUCCGGCAACUGGGCUGCCCCAACUGCGAGUUCCUGGAGAUGCAGGGCGCCGACGAGGCGCACAUUGCCGACUGCACGUCGGCUGUCUUCGAGGGCCUGAUCGCUCUCGCUGACCCUAGCCAGAGCUGGGUCGCCAAGUGGCAACGCCUCGACGGCUACGUGCCCGGAAUGUACGCCACCAAGGUCUCCGGCAUUCUUGGUGAGGAGCAGUUAGCUGCAUGUGAGGCUGCGGGCGUGAAGUACAUUCCGCGCGACGGAAGCGAGCAGGAGGACUUCGGCGAUGCAUGA
Molecule: messenger RNA, 372 nt
Organism: Lasiodiplodia theobromae
Lineage: Eukaryota; Fungi; Ascomycota; Dothideomycetes; Botryosphaeriales; Botryosphaeriaceae
Product: Transcriptional elongation protein
Exons: 3
Coding region: 1-372 (123 amino acids)
Biological process (GO): regulation of transcription elongation by RNA polymerase II; chromatin organization; mRNA processing
Cellular component (GO): nucleus; DSIF complex
Molecular function (GO): RNA polymerase II complex binding; zinc ion binding
Source: RefSeq, a predicted model, not a curated record